UAACAACUGCUAACCCGAAAUAUAAACCGGCUGAACUUUUGCAUCAAUUAACCGAUUCAAGAGCUUCGGUUCUGGUCGCUCAUCCUAAUUUUCUUGAUGCUGCAGUUGAAGCUUCAAUCAAUGCAGGAAUUCCCCCCACCAAUGUAUUGUUAUUCGGUGAUAAAGAAAUAAAGGGUUAUAAACCUUAUCGCUCUGUUUUAAUGGGUGAUCGUGAAAUUGAACCUGUUACUUAUACUCCUGAAGAAGCAAAAUCAACGACUGCUUAUUUGCCUUAUAGUUCAGGAACAACCGGAAAACAAAAGGGUGUUGAACUGACUCACACUAACAGAAAUGUUAAUUUAGUUCAGUUAAUUGGUGGUGGUA
This is a messenger RNA of Racocetra fulgida, 363 nucleotides long. Lineage: Eukaryota; Fungi; Glomeromycota; Glomeromycetes; Diversisporales; Gigasporaceae. The record is from the annotation of a GenBank genome assembly.